CUCCAUUUCUUCCUUAAUUCCACAAUUUUUAUACACUUCUACAUCCCCUUCUUGAUCAACUUUUUCAAGUCACAUACAAAAAAAAAAAAAAAAAAAAUGUCAAAUGACCACAAAACACAGCCCGAAACCGCGAUACAGCUGCCUGAACUCAACACAACAACUACUACUACUAAUACUACUACUACAAAAGUGGCAGAUGAGGCUGAAAAUGGGACUUUGGUGAUCUCAAAUAACUCUACUAAAAAGCUUCCACGAAACUACGUAGUAAUGCAUAUCGUUUUACGGGUUGCUUGCUUAUUGGCUUCUUUGGUUUCGGUUAUUGUAAUGACUACUGCUAAAGAGAAGUCGAGUAUAUCAAUUUAUGGAUUUGAUCUUCCUCUUUACUCUAAGUGGUCCUUUUCUGGAUCAUUUCAGUAUUUGGUUGGAGUAUCGGUAGUCGUAGGAGUCCACUCUCUUCUUCAACUUGUGAUGACCGCGCCAAGAAUGCUGAGGAAGUCGUCGAUCUUUUCAUCUAGGAACCAUGCGUGGCUGAUUUUUGCCGCGGACCAGGUGUUUGCGUAUGUUAUGAUGAGUGCCGGAUCAGCUGCAACAGGUGUGACAAACCUGAACCAUACCGGGAUCAAACACGCAGCUCUACCCAACUUUUGUAAGCCGUUGCGUAGCUUUUGUGAUCGUGUUGGGGUUUCAAUCGCUUUUGCAUUCUUCAACUGCUUCUUGCUUGCCAUUUGUGCCGUUCUUGAUAUAAUUUGGCUAUCUAAUUAACUACUAAACAGCAAUUAGAGGCUGCUUUGUAUCGGGUUCUCAAAACGGGUGUUAUGUUUGGCUAGUUUUCUUAUCUAUUGCGGAUAUGAUGAAAUUAAUGGAGAUCUAUCUAGUUAAAUUAAAAUA
This is a messenger RNA of Erigeron canadensis, 888 nucleotides long. Its product is annotated as CASP-like protein 3A1. Bases 97 to 762 code for a protein of 221 amino acids. NCBI's taxonomy places the organism in Eukaryota, Viridiplantae, Streptophyta, Magnoliopsida, Asterales, Asteraceae. The record is from RefSeq and is a predicted model, not a curated record. The transcript is spliced from 3 exons.